Messenger RNA from Enhydra lutris kenyoni (northern sea otter), 3696 nucleotides. RefSeq names its product casein kinase 1 delta. Gene Ontology annotation, molecular function: protein serine/threonine kinase activity; ATP binding. The record is from RefSeq and is a predicted model, not a curated record. The transcript has 10 exons. Lineage: Eukaryota; Metazoa; Chordata; Mammalia; Carnivora; Mustelidae. Gene Ontology annotation, cellular component: spindle microtubule; nucleus; cytoplasm. Gene Ontology annotation, biological process: endocytosis; positive regulation of proteasomal ubiquitin-dependent protein catabolic process; spindle assembly. The coding region runs from base 325 to 1554 and encodes 409 amino acids.
AGCGCGAUGGCGGCGGCUCCUUCAGGCCGCUGAAGGGGGAUUUAGGCCCGGAAGAUCCGAGUCCAUCCGCGGCGGGGAGAGGGCGAGCGGGGUCGGCGGGGGCCGGAGCAGGGGCGGCGGCGCUCGGACUGUCCCAUCCGCCCGGUAUUGAGGCUCUGGGAGCAGCGGGGCGGCCGGAAAGCGAUGGUGAAAGCGGGGCCGUGAGGGGGGCGGAGCCGGUAGCCCGACCCGCCGUAGCGGCAGCAGCGGCGCCGCCUCCCCGAGCUCAGACCCAGGAAGCGGCCGGGAGGGCAAGAGCGAGCCGGACCCGCCGCCGCCGCCGCCAUGGAGCUCAGAGUCGGGAACAGGUACCGGCUGGGCCGGAAGAUCGGCAGCGGCUCCUUCGGAGACAUCUAUCUCGGUACGGACAUUGCUGCCGGAGAAGAAGUUGCCAUCAAGCUUGAAUGCGUCAAAACCAAACACCCUCAGCUCCACAUUGAGAGCAAAAUCUACAAAAUGAUGCAGGGAGGAGUUGGUAUCCCCACCAUCCGGUGGUGCGGGGCGGAGGGGGACUACAACGUCAUGGUGAUGGAGCUGUUGGGGCCAAGCCUGGAGGAUCUGUUCAACUUCUGCUCAAGGAAAUUCAGCCUCAAAACUGUCCUGCUGCUUGCUGACCAGAUGAUCAGUCGCAUUGAAUACAUUCACUCAAAGAAUUUCAUCCACCGGGACGUGAAGCCAGAUAACUUUCUCAUGGGGCUGGGGAAGAAGGGCAACCUGGUGUACAUCAUUGACUUCGGGCUGGCCAAGAAGUACCGGGACGCACGGACCCACCAGCACAUCCCGUACCGUGAGAACAAGAACCUCACUGGGACGGCGCGGUACGCCUCUAUCAACACGCACCUUGGAAUCGAACAAUCCCGGAGAGAUGACCUGGAGUCACUGGGCUAUGUGCUCAUGUACUUCAAUCUGGGCUCUCUGCCCUGGCAGGGGCUGAAGGCCGCCACCAAGAGGCAGAAGUAUGAGCGGAUCAGCGAGAAGAAGAUGUCCACUCCCAUCGAAGUGCUGUGUAAAAGCUACCCCUCUGAGUUCGCCACGUACCUGAACUUCUGCCGCUCCUUGCGUUUUGACGACAAGCCCGACUACUCCUACCUGCGGCAGCUCUUCAGGAACCUCUUCCACCGCCAGGGCUUCUCCUACGACUACGUGUUCGACUGGAACAUGCUCAAGUUCGGAGCCGGCCGGGCCGCCGACGAUGCUGAGCGGGAGCGCCGGGACCGAGAGGAGCGGCUGAGGCACUCCCGAAACCCAGCCGCCCGUGGCCUCCCCUCCACGGCCUCUGGCCGCCUGCGCGGCACCCAGGAAGUGGCUCCGCCCACCCCCCUCACCCCUACCUCACACACUGCUAACACCUCUCCUCGGCCCGUGUCUGGUGUGGAAAGAGAGCGGAAAGUGAGUAUGCGGCUGCACCGCGGCGCCCCUGUCAACAUCUCGUCCUCUGAUCUCACGGGCCGGCAAGACACCUCCCGCAUGUCCACCUCUCAGAAUAGCAUUCCUUUCGAACACCACGGCAAGUAGCUGCACGUCUCCCCGUUGGAAGGCAGCACCGGAUUCCCGGUCGGGUGGCUUCCAGUGGUCUUCAGUCUGUGGUGCACCGAUGAGAACUCUCCUUUUUGCUGUGAAGGGCAGACAAUGCAUGGCUGAUCUACUCUGUUACAAUGGCUUUACUAGUGACGCGCCCCCCGGUCUAGAACCGAAACGUUAACACCGGGAGCUCUCCAGGCCGCCCACCCAGCGACGCCCGUGGGGGACACAAAACACAAACUAAACCGGACAGACUGCAAAGCGCUGCCGUCGCAGGGGCUGCACCGAGGGCCCCCCACGUGGGCUCGGUUGUCGCGGGCUGGGAAGAAAAGCAGAGUGUGAGAGACACUUGCAGAGAGAACCAAACUCCCGCUCCAGAGCCUUCCGGUUCCCCUCCAGUGGCGGUGCGCCCUGCUCCCUGACGAGCCCACUGUAGCCACCGACCUUCUACUUGGUUAAGACAGUUUUGUAUAAUUUUGCUAAAAAUUACUGGCUUAAAUCUGUGUAAAGAAAUCCGUCUUUUUAUUGUUUCUUUCUCGUCUGUUUUUGUGGUCCUAAAACCGGUGUUGACUUGAACGAGCCCUGGAACGAAGGCUGGAGUGGAGUCUCUGUGCAGGCCGAGCGAGUCAGGGAGCAGAGCGCGCGCGGGCGCCCAUCCUCUGCUUUGUGGUCCCUUCGCCGCGUGGCCCGCUGCGGAGAGGGGUUGUCUCACCAGAAGUGCUGUCCGUGUAGACGUGUGUGUAAGUGCCAUGUGUGCAUCUGUGUGUGUCGUGUGCCGUGUGUCCUGUGGCCUCAUUACGCUGGUUUUGGCUGUCCCCGUCCCUUCCCCACCUUCGCCGGAACGCCUGCGCGAUGCGGUCCUCUAGGUGCCCCGGACGCACGGAACGAAGCCGAGCACGGAAGACCUCGGAGGCCAAGGCUUUUCGCAUGGGCGUUGCUGGUCCCUCGGGAGACGAUUUCAAACCGAGAGACAUCGGCCCCUCCUCCGGGUCACGUGUGGUUAUUUUGGUGGUGGCAGCGCCUCAGUGUCUUUGAAUUUGGGACGUUCUCUAAACUGACUGUAAACGUGAUCGGUGUAGAUUGGCCCUCGAUGUGCAUUAACGUCUGUGUGCUCAGAGCCAAGGGUGCGGCCGUCUGCGCUGGGCCAGGUGUGACCACGGCAGCCUCGGCCCGAGGGGAUCCACCCGGAAGUGCCAAGAAGCUGGCGACUCAACCUAGUCACCCAGGAGGGUGCGGUGUUGCACGCUUCCUUCCACGACCUUUGUUGGGCCGGAGCGGACCCCGCAGCGUUCAAGCAGCAGGGCGGGGCUGCGUCCUGCAAGAAGGACACUGGGGCUGCUGGGCUCCUGGUGGUUUUCCUGGUCACUCCCUCGUUCCAUGGCAGGCAGCGGCCCAGGCGGUGGUGGCAGCCCGCAGCCGGGAGCCCCCGUUGUGGGAAACCAGGUGCGAUCAUCGGUGUUUGUGGGUACGCCCACCCCUCCUCCUGCCACCCCACCGCAGGGUGCUCUGGAGACCAGGGCGCGCACAGCAAGUGAGGGGCCGGAGCGUCCAUGCCCGUGUUUUCCCGCUUUCGGCCCCCUCGGGCCCCGAGCACGGGAGCGUGGGUCUGCGGGACAGCCUGUUGGGUGUGCGCGGGUGGCACAGAGCAUGGCUCUUGGCUGCUUUGUGAGUACCGAGCGGGGACUUGGCCAAGUGGGGCUGUGUUUCUGGGGGUGCGGCGCGAGCCGGGCCGGGUCCGGGCGAGGUGGGGGGCUGUCGUGACCCAGUACCCUCGGGAGGUGGGAGGCGGCCCUGCCCCUGUGGGUGAGUUGUUAGCAGCCGCCGCUGCCGCUGGAGUGCCGGAGACCGCCGGGGGCGGCCUGCCCUCGCUCCCUGUCAGGGCUUCAACCUGAAAUGGCUGGAUUGGGUUUGAGAGGUGGGUGCAGAGCCUGGGCCCUCAGCGGUGCGGCCGGCCAGCCGUCCGUCCGUCCGUCCGUCCGUGCACACUUGCUGCCCUCCCGCUGCGGGAAACGUAGUUGCAACGUGUGUGUCAACCUGUGUACUGGUGGCCGGUCCCUGACCUGGCUCGUUUCUGUGAUCGCUGCAUUUAUGUGCUUAACCACCGUGUAAAUAAACCCGUGAUGACUUUUACCUUUC